AAACAGCCAAGAAGAAAAAUGGAACUGGAACACUGCAAGAAAAAUCUUUAUGCAAAAUUAAUUGUCCCUGACUAGACUAUACUAGACUCGACUCGACUGUACUAGUAUGUACCGUAUCAAACUAGUGUAAUAAGAGAGAGUUAAUGUGUAGUAAAGGAUACCUCAGCGUACUGUUGGUGGCCCUGUGCUGGAUGGGAGGUACCUACACUCAACAGGACCCCUUUGGUGAUCUGGUCAAGAGGAAGUUUUACCUGGAGAGGCUGGACCAGUGUUUCUGUGAAUUGACUGGUCAGGUAGCAGAGUGUUGCUGUGAUGCAGAGACAGUGGAGUCAUUGAACCGUGACAGAAUAUACCCCCUCGUCAAAUCACUCGUAAAUCACUCCUUUUUCAAGUUUUUUCUGGUGAACCUCCAUCGCCACUGCCCCUUCUGGCCGGACGAUGGUCGCUGUGUCCUGAGAGACUGUCAAGUGGAGGAGUGCUCCGAGGACGAAAUUCCAGGAUACCUGAAACAAACCAUGCAAGAAUUUGAGACUAAUGUCCCUGAUGUAAGCAGCCAUGUGAUCGAGUCAUGUGAUCAGGUCUCGGACGAAGAGGAGAGUCUCAGUACAAUAGACAAAACCAUCAGCAUCCAGCAGCUGGAGGAUUUUUUGAUCUGGCAAGAACACGAUGAGACAGAGGACAAUUUCUGCCAACCUGAAGACGAGACCUCCAGUGAGCUGCGGUACGUUGACCUCACCCUGAACCCUGAGAGGUACACCGGCUAUUCUGGCCACUCUGCACAGCGGAUAUGGAGGGCCAUCUACCACGAAAACUGCUUCAGACCAGAGAGAGUGGACCAGUCUACCUCCAUUCCACUCUUCCAUCCCUCUCUGCUGCAAGGUAUGUGUCUUGAGAAGAGAGCCUUCUACAGACUCGUGUCUGGUCUCCAUGCCAGUAUCAACACUCACCUGUCAGCUAACUACCUUCUUGGAAAAGCUGAAGAAGAUGUGCAGUUUGGACCGAAUCUUAAUGAGUUUGUUAGAAGAUUUGAUGUUGAAACUACGAACGGACAAGGUCCUGGCUGGCUCAAAAACUUGUACUUUGCCUACCUCCUUGUGUUGAAGGCUGUCAUUAAAACGGAGCCUUAUUGGCAGAGUUACCAGUUCUACACGGGGAACAAGACAGAAGACGUGGAAACCAGGAACAUGGUGAUGGAGAUCAUACAAGCAGCAAAGGGCUGCUCUAGUUUGUUUGAUGAGUCGAUGAUGUUUACUGGAAACACUUCAGAACUGCUAAAGAAUGACUUCAAGGCUCAUUUCAAAAACAUUUCUCGGAUUAUGGAUUGUGUGGGUUGUGACAAGUGCAGGCUUUGGGGGAAGUUACAGGUGAAGGGUGUAGGAACAGCUUUGAAGAUCCUCUUCUCCAAUCGCAGGAACAAAGCUCCUCUACGUUUGACUAGAACAGAAGCAAUUGCCCUGUUCAAUGUACUGGGGAAGUUUUCUAGUAGCAUUCAAUAUUUAGAAAUGUUCAGGCGAAUGGAGGUUAACUCAAACCCAUCGAACGACAGUAUAUCGAACAAAUCAGAACUAUAGAAUUUAAUGUCAAUUUUACCUCAGUGCCUCAUUAUUAAAGUGCAAACAACUUAUUUAUCUACA
This is a messenger RNA of Halichondria panicea, 1634 nucleotides long. Its product is annotated as ERO1-like protein alpha. Gene Ontology annotation, biological process: protein folding in endoplasmic reticulum. Gene Ontology annotation, molecular function: thiol oxidase activity; protein-disulfide reductase activity; FAD binding. Gene Ontology annotation, cellular component: endoplasmic reticulum membrane; endoplasmic reticulum. NCBI's taxonomy places the organism in Eukaryota, Metazoa, Porifera, Demospongiae, Suberitida, Halichondriidae. The record is from RefSeq and is a predicted model, not a curated record. The transcript is spliced from 16 exons. Bases 144 to 1571 code for a protein of 475 amino acids.